This is a messenger RNA of Chenopodium quinoa (quinoa), 1649 nucleotides long. RefSeq lists its product as uncharacterized. The transcript has 2 exons. The record is from RefSeq and is a predicted model, not a curated record. The coding region runs from base 300 to 1373 and encodes 357 amino acids. Lineage: Eukaryota; Viridiplantae; Streptophyta; Magnoliopsida; Caryophyllales; Amaranthaceae.
AAUCAAUGAGAAUAUGCCGAUAUUUUCCUCCAUUACUCCCUCUCUCACUAAAAUUUUAACAUGAUUAUAUUAGUGAAAUUUUACAAUUAAAAUUUUAAAAAUUUAAUGUAUUUAGUGGGACAGUCUACGAGGUACGGAUAUAGUAAUAAUAAUAUACCCCAAGAAAAAAAAGAGAGAUAUUGUGACAGAAGACCCAUAUUUUCCUCCAUUACUCCCUCUCUCUCUAACUUGUUCAUUUUAUCUUGAAUUGAGAAUAUUUCUUGUAAACAACAUUGCAUGCAUAAUCAAAUUCCUGAUCAAUGGCAAUGAGAGAGUACAGAAAAGGGAAUUGGACAGUGGAAGAGACUAUGAUUCUAAUUGAAGCAAAGAAGAAAGAUGAUGAAAGAAGGAAGUUUAGUAGAUCAAAACAAACACUUCAAAUUUCAACUCCUACUAGUAGUGGAAGUACUAGUAAGCCAGUGAUAGAGUUAAGGUGGAAAUGGGUUGAAGAAUAUUGUUGGGGAAAAGGCUGUUUUAGGAGCCAAAAUCAGUGCAAUGAUAAAUGGGAUAAUCUCAUGAGAGAUUACAAGAAAGUUCGAGACUACCAAAAGAACCUUCCUGAACCCGAAACCGAAACCGAGGGUGGAAGUGGUACUCUCAACAAGUCUUAUUGGAGUAUGGAUAAGGUUGAAAGGAAAGACAAGGGUUUGCCUACUAAUAUGUUGCCUCAGAUUUAUCAAGCUUUGUAUGACGUUGUUGAGACUAGUAUUAGUGCUAGCUCCACUCCGACUCCGAGUUCUGCUACUACAACCGGCCAAUUUUUACUGCCUUCUCCAGGGCUUGAAAUGCAGCAAACUCCGUCAUCGGUGCCGGCAUUGCAGCUGUCUCCGCCUCAAUCUAUGCUUCCUUCUCCUCGCCUGCCGCCGCUAUUGCAGUCUCCUCCGUCCUCGGCUUUUCUCUCUCCUCAUCAACCGCAGCAUCAUCCAUCGCCUACACUAGAAUUUGAAACAAGCCAGUAUUCACAUGAUCCAGAAUCAUCACCAGCUAAGAGAAGAAGAAAAGAAGAAGCCAUGGCUGCUGCUACUCAUACAGCGGCCGAAGCGACCGCAAUGAAGGCAACAACAACAACAGCAACAGCAACGCUAGAAGAAGUAAGCACGGCAAUAAGUAGGAGUGCAACAAUGAUAACAGAAGCAAUUCAGGCAAGUGAAGAAAGAGAAGAGAGAAGACACAGGGAAAUGAUGAACAUACAAGAAUCAAGAUUAAGGAUUGAAGAAUCAGAAUUAGAGAUUAAUAGACAAGGUUUUAAUGGGUUAACUGAAGCAGUCAAUAGGCUUGCUACCUCCAUUUUUACUUGGGCUAAUUCCCACAAAAAUCAACAGGGUCCUUCCUAAUUAUUUUUUAAUUAAGUCCCUUCAUUGAUUAAUUUCUAAAUUAAUUAUUUUGGUCUUUUAUGAAAAUAUAUUAUUUUAAAAGGUAAAUUGGCUUCUAAACCUUCUCUUGUUGAAUUAAGAACCAUAUAGUGGAUUCACAUACACUUGUCAAAUUGGUUCAAAAAAUGAAAAAAUUAUGUGAAUUGUGGAAUUUUAGCUAGGGGAAUUAUGAUAAGAGUAGUUAAAAAAAAAUAGAUUUUUUUGUUUUUAAUGAAAGUUAAUUGGUCUUUCAUCUUA